Messenger RNA from Triticum turgidum subsp. durum (durum wheat), 3297 nucleotides. The record is from the annotation of a GenBank genome assembly. NCBI's taxonomy places the organism in Eukaryota, Viridiplantae, Streptophyta, Magnoliopsida, Poales, Poaceae.
AUGGCCUCUCCAACAUCGUCUACUCCCAUUCCCAUCUUCUUCAUACUCGCGCUACUGUCGGUCCUCUCAUCAUCUUCUCCCUGCCUGGCCAGCAGCUCCGGCGGCGACACCGACCUCGCCGCGCUGCUGGCUUUCAAAGCCCAGCUCGCCGACCCUCUUGGCAUCCUUGCCGGCAACUGGACCACCGGCACGUCCUUUUGUUACUGGGUCGGCGUCUCGUGCAGCCGGCGCAGGCAACGGGUCACCGCUCUGUCGUUGCCGGGCAUGCCGCUCGCUGGUUCCAUGACAACUCAUGUCGGUAACCUCUCUUUCCUCUCCGUCCUCAACCUCACAAACACCAAUCUCACUGGCGCCAUUCCACCCGAACUUGGCAGGCUACAUCGUCUAAAGUAUCUUCGCCUCAGUGGAAAUAGCUUGUCUAGCAUCAUACCUCCUACCCUGGGGAACCUAACGAGGCUGGAGUUCCUUGGUCUAGAUUUGAACCAACUCUCGGGCCAGAUCCCUCCUGAAUUGCUACUUCAUAUGCACAACCUUCGGAAAAUUAAUUUGUAUGGAAAUGACUUGAGUGGCGAAAUAUCUCCGUAUUUGUUCAACAACACGCCUUCAUUGUCAUACAUCAGUUUUGGCAAUAACAGCCUAUCGGGUCCUAUACCACACACCAUUGCGUCCCUACCCAUGCUUCAAGUCUUAAACCUACAGGUUAAUCAACUCUCCGGCCUAGUGCCGCAAGCCAUGUACAACAUGUCUAGGUUACAAAUUUUUGCACUUGCAGGAAACGGCAACCUGUCUGGAAUAUUUCCGACCAAUCAAACUUUUAGCCUCCCAAUGCUACAAUUUUUUUCACUAUUUCGUAACAACUUUACCGGUCGGUUUCCGUCGGGGCUUGCAUCGUGCCAGUACCUAAAAGUAAUAUCUUUGAGUAGAAAUUCCUUUGUGGAUGUCGUGCCAACAUGGUUAGCCAAAUUAUCACACCUUGAAGAGCUUUCCUUGGGUUUUAAUAACCUCAUAGGGUCAAUUCCAGCUAAUCUAGGCAAUCUCACCAGUCUUGCUGCAUUAGAACUAUCUAAUGGCAACUUGGAAGGGGAAAUUCCACGAGAAUUGGGUCUUAUGCAGAAACUAUCAUAUUUGCAUGUUGGAUACAACCAAUUCACAGGAAACAUUCCAGACUCCCUCUGGAAUUUGUCCGUAUUGUCUUACCUAAAUUUGGGAACUAAUCAAUUGUCCGGCCAAGGACCAAGUACACUUGAAUAUAAUGCAGAUUUGAACGUGCUUGAUUUGUCGGAUAACAAUUUAGAUGGGAAUUUAGACUUCUUGUUAGAUCUUUCCAAGUGCAGACAACUCCAAGGCAUUGACGUACAAGAAAAUUCUUUCACCGGCAUCCUUCCUGACCUUGUGGGAAACAUCACUUCACGUUUAGCCAUUUUCUCUGCAGGUUAUAAUAAGUUAACAGGUGGCCUUCCGGUAGCAAUUUCAAACAUAAGCAGUCUUGAAGUGAUAGAUCUUUCAAACAACCUAUUCACCGAGCCAAUUCCAGAGUCCAUUUCUAUGUUAGAAAAUCUUUUGUACCUUGAUCUCUCCCACAAUCACAUGUUAGGUCUGAUACCAACACAAAUAGGUAUGCUCGGGAGGGUUCAACAUUUAUUUCUCCAAGCAAACAAAUUCUCGGGCUGCAUACCAGGCAACUUUGGUAACCUUAGUUGGUUAGAAAACAUCAACUUGUCUAAUAACCAGCUAAGCUCAACAAUACCCACGAGCUUUUUCCACCUGAAUAAACUUAUCAAAUUGGAUAUUUCUCACAAUUCCUUUGUUGGUGCGCUACCAUCCGAUAUUUCUAGUCUAAGACAAACAUAUCAAAUGGACAUCUCUUCAAACCUAUUGACAGGAAGCAUCCCAAGAUCACUUGGACAACUUAACAUGCUAACCUACCUAAAUCUAUCCCACAACUCAUUGGAAAACUCAAUUCCGGGCACAUUCGAAAAACUAAAAAGCUUAGCAUCAUUAGACCUCUCAUUUAACAAUCUCUCGGGUACCAUUCCCAAGUUUCUUGCAAACUUUACCUAUUUGACUAUCUUAAACCUUUCAUUCAACAGGCUAGAAGGCCAAAUACCCGAGGGAGGUAUUUUCUCAAACCUCACGGUACAAUCUUUGAUUGGCAAUGCUGGCCUAUGUGGUGCUCCGCGCCUCCGAUUUUCGCCUUGCCUUGGCAGAUCUCCCUCAACUGCUAUACACUUCCCACUAUUCCUACUCCCAACCCUCAUAUUAGCUGUGGUUGCCAUUGCCAUUUGUGUAUACCUAUGGCUUGAAAAGAAAAUUAAGAAGGAUGAGUGCAAUGCAUCUUUAAAUCCAACCAAUGUCAUGGGCCAUCAGAUAAUCUCUUAUCGGGAGCUCAUUCACGCCACCAAUAAUUUUGGUGAACAUAAUAUCCUCGGAUCAGGAAGCUUCGGAAAAGUCUAUAAGGGCUUAUUGAGCAACGGCUUGGUGGUCGCGAUAAAAGUUCUUGACAUGCAACUAGAGCAGGCCAUUCAAAGUUUUGACAUUGAGUGUCGCGUGCUUUGCGUGACGCGACACCGCAACCUGAUAAAGAUACUCAACACAUGUUCCACACAUGACUUCAAAGCACUAGUGCUUGAGUACAUGCCGAAUGGUAGCUUAGAGGCACUCCUACACUCCUCUCAAAGUACACUACACCUAGGAUUCCUUGAUAGACUUGGCAUCAUGCUCGAUGUGUCGAUGGCAAUUGAGUAUUUGCACCAUGAUCAUCAUGAGUUGAUCUUGCACUGUGACUUGAAACCUAGUAAUGUGUUGUUUGACGAGGAGAUGACUGCACAUGUGGCGGACUUUGGCAUUGCAAGGUUGCUUCUCGACGACAACUCAGUGAUAUCUGGGAGCAUGCCUGGAACAGUUGGAUACAUGGCACCAGAGUACGGAACACUUGGAAAAGCAUCGCAGAAGAGCGAUGUGUUCCGUUAUGGGAUCAUGCUCCUUGAAGUUUUCACCGGAAGAAGACCGACCGACGCUAUGUUCGAUGCACAGCUAACCCUUAGGCAGUGGGUUCAUCAAGCAUUUCAUGCAGAUCUUUUCCAGGUCGUCGAUGGCCGCCUAGUGCAAGGUUCCUCUCUUUCGAACUGCAGCUUGGACAAUGGUUUUGUUGUGUCCUUGUUCGAGCUGGGUUUACUAUGUUCUAGCAACUCGCCUGACCAAAGGAUGACGAUGCGCGACGUGGUGGUGACGCUGAAGAAGAUCAAAGCUGAGUUCACUGGGCGAACAUCCAAGACAUCAUGUAGUGCAACACAGUGA